Pedinophyceae sp. YPF-701 is the source of this 969-nucleotide messenger RNA. NCBI's taxonomy places the organism in Eukaryota, Viridiplantae, Chlorophyta, Pedinophyceae. The record is from the annotation of a GenBank genome assembly.
AUGCUAUUGUCGGUCGAGCGGGGCGCCAGUUUGAGCCAGUUCGGGCCAGAGCCGCCGAAAGACCUCGAAGGAUGGGUCCAGGACCUGUACGACGACGCGCCGUACGACCCCGAGCUCCAGCGCGUCCUCGAGGGCACGGACGGCGACCCGGACGCGAUCCGCAGCCGGAUGCGCGCGGAGCUGGACAACAAGCGCACCGAGAUCAUGCGCGAGAACGCGGGCGAGGACCGGCAGAUGGAGGUCCGGUUCCGCGAGGUGGACACCAUGGAUCUCACGGUGUGGCUCGAGUUCUACAAGCCGCUGUCCGGCGAGGAGCAGGAGCUGGUGGAGACUGUGUUCAGCUCGUGGUAUGCGCUGGGCAAGCUGGGGGGGUAUAACUCCGUGAACACGCAGUGCAGCGACGGCGCGGCGCGCGAGGGGAUGUCGAACUUCGAGUACGACACCGAGGAGCUCGAGGACGGCGCGCCGGGGAUGUUUCACGAGAUGUCAGACAUGGAGUUCAACGGGAACAAGGCGCGCAUCUGGCUGGACCUCGGCACCGCGGACGAGCUCGCGCUGGACGUCCUGAUCAACUCGCUGAGCCAGUUCAGCCGGGAAUACUUCGGCAUACGCACGCUCACGGUUGGCGGCGACGACGAGGCGUGGCCCAAGCCGGGCGGGCGGAGGAGUGCGGACGAGAGGUACGCGAUCGACCCCAUGGACGUGAACAGCGUGCCGGAGGGGCAGCUGGCGGAGGACGUGGCGACGCUGGUCGAGGAGGACUUGGAUGACGUGCCGGCGGACCUGCGGGCAGUGGCGGAGCGCCUCACGGGGGGGGGGUUUUCCAUUGAGGACUCCAGCGCGCAGCCGCAGGCGCCGCGGCCCGCGCCGAGCGCGCCGUCGACGCGGCCGGGAAGUGGCGCGCCGCCGGGGCCGAGGCGGGCGCCGUCGCGGGCGCGGCGGGCCGCGAGCCAGCGCCGGAAGCGGUGA